AUGACAGGUACAAAACAACACCCCAAAAACCGCCUACCCUUGGUUCGGCAAAGGCCCUACAUCUUCGACAGCGUGAAGAACCGUGGCACUCCUCAGACAGGAAUUUAUAUUUAUCCAGUGAACAGGAGGUACGUUCACUUCAGUGUAUGUAAUAAAAGUUCCCUCAGCAGUUCCGAACUGCUCUCUCAUACACACGCACAGAAGCCUCCAUCUCCCUCUCUGGUUGGCGUGAAAAGACCCAGGCGAAACUCCCAUUCACAAGGAACUCCAAAUCCCGAAGCCUCCAGCCCCAUUUUCGCACAAAUUGUUCCCUCCCUGGAUCGCGUGGGAAGGCCGAACGAAAACUCUCUCUCGGUUUGUUCUCUCCCAAGCCCAGGAAAGCCGAAUGAAGCCCCCAUCCUCCUCCCUUCCGUUCGUCUCACCAAGGAGAAAUCGUCGCCAGCCCUAACCGAUCGAGCCUUCUUCCCUUUCGACCUGCUCUCUCGCCGAUUUACCCUAGCGACCGGCUCUCUUGCACUAGCUGAUAGAGCAUCGCUACGGAACGAAGGAUUUUGUGACGUGCAAAGACACGAGCUUGCUCCUCCUGGUACGUUCUACCUCAAGCAUGUUUUUUUUUACCUCAAGCAUGUUGCAGAUUCCAUGUACCAAAGAUUUUAUGCCAAGAAGGGUGCAGCCGGAAAAGUUGCUGUUGUUUCCUUGCCAAUGGCCACUAAAACUAGAUGUUUCGAUGUAAAUAAGGAAGAAUUCAAAGUAUGCAUAUAAUUCUCCCCAAUUAUAUCAGAUUAAUUAAACUGGAUUUGUCUCA
Dendrobium catenatum is the source of this 805-nucleotide messenger RNA. RefSeq lists its product as uncharacterized. The record is from RefSeq and is a predicted model, not a curated record. Bases 1 to 762 code for a protein of 253 amino acids. The transcript is spliced from 3 exons. NCBI's taxonomy places the organism in Eukaryota, Viridiplantae, Streptophyta, Magnoliopsida, Asparagales, Orchidaceae.